This is a messenger RNA of Seminavis robusta, 834 nucleotides long. NCBI's taxonomy places the organism in Eukaryota, Bacillariophyta, Bacillariophyceae, Naviculales, Naviculaceae. The record is from the annotation of a GenBank genome assembly.
AUGCAGUAUUCUACUCCAGACCCGAAAGAUGAUGAUGAUGAUGGCUGUGAUAGCACCAUAACGAGUACCAACACGGGCAAUGGGAGUCACCACUCCAAACGGAAGCGGAACGGUGGUCGAAUGGUCGUCUUGUUUGAUUUGGAAUCCAACAAGGUGUUCCCCAUUCCACGACGCGAGAGCUUGACCAUGGAACAAGCGUUGGACAUUUGGUAUACGGGGAUGGAGAAACACUUUAUGAUGGAAGGAGCACUGAAAGCGGCUUCUGGAUUGCACGCCCAAGAUACACAAGCCAGAGGAUUGGAAUACCACACGAGCUCGGGGUUCUUCCGAAUACAAACCAACCGAGAUCGGGCCAUGGCGGCUGUAUUGAAAGAACAAGCACGUCAGCAACAAAAAGGCAUCAAGGAAGAGAACGAUGAACUCAUUAGUGAAGCCUACUGGCGCAUCACCAAACCCUGUCAAGAGCAAGCCACAGUUCAAGGACGCAUCGAUGAAGCAGUGGCCAACCCACAAUGGCAUGUUCGAUUGCCCCACGCGACAACCGAGGAAUACGAAUACUUGAAUGGCAACAAUACUAAUAUAAAAAGAGAAAGCGCUGCCUUUUUGUUUGCCAAAAUGGAACACUUGGGCGUUCGUGGAAUGACAGCGGAGUGGAUGGAAGGCGUGGGAGACUCGACAAACCGAUUGAUUGGUGAAGUGGGUGGCAAAACGACAGGACUCAUGGAAAAUCCCAAAACAAAAGCAUUCCUGUCGAGUGUGACGGAUAUGGUACCUCCCAAAGAAAAGCUGCCAGCGUGGUUGGGCGGUGUGACCAAACUGUGGCAAAAAAAGUAG